Messenger RNA from Suillus paluster, 1299 nucleotides. RefSeq lists its product as uncharacterized. Lineage: Eukaryota; Fungi; Basidiomycota; Agaricomycetes; Boletales; Suillaceae. The record is from RefSeq and is a predicted model, not a curated record. The transcript is spliced from 4 exons. Bases 1 to 1299 code for a protein of 432 amino acids.
AUGGCCAGCGAUCCCAGGGUGAGCAAACCCAGGUUGCCCAAGGCUUAUACCGACGAACAGCUCAUCUUUCUGCGAAGUCACAUCAGCGGCUUUGAGACGCGCACUCGAGGGCAUGUGAGAGGCGACGCCAAGAAGUUUGCUCUGGACCGCGCCAAUGAGUUCCUUGUCCGUUUUGGCAUGCCAGAGGACCUCCAGGGUAUCGACGAGGCAGAGCCCAGGUUUCGGGAGCAAAUAUACAAUUGGUACAAGAAUACCGUUGGCCGAGCGAGACGAAAGCUUGAGGGAAGAACGAGAUCCAAGAAGACUGCUGAGAAAGUCUCUGGGUCUCCUGGUCAGAAUAGCUUAACAUGGAGCCCGAAUCUCGAGACUCCAACGACUGUGUCGUAUGCUGCUCAAAACGACAUAGCGGCUCAGACUGCCAGCUCGUCAUCACAACAGCAGCAGCAACCCCAACAGCAUGUACCUCCGCCUCCGCCUACUAGCCAUAUACAGUUCAGUUUCCAGACUAACGUAUCGGUGCCUUCUGCGGCCACACUGGCUCUGAAUGUUAACCCCACUGCCUUGAGGGAUGCGUUCCUUACACGAGGAAUAGAUGCUACGACGCUCUCGUCGCUCAUUCAGAGCUACGUCCUGUCACAUCCCUCGCCGACUGCAUUAAAUCCCAUCAUUGAUGCUCUCUUUGCGGCUGUCACUUCAUCUCUCAACGCCCCAACUGCCUCACGAACCGCGUCAAAUCACGACACGAUCAUAACGAUCCUCCGUCGCUUCACAGAAGCAUGCGGAUAUUUCCCAGCCACGAUCAUGCAUGCGGGUGUCUCCGGUCCACUCGCUGGUCCUCGCGCACUGCAGAUGGCCAUUCGUAAAUCGUCUGUAUGGUACCCGGUCCUUGCACCGGUAGGCGGGACCUCGAUGAGCGAUGAAAUGGAGCGCAUUGCCGCAGACCGCCAAAAGCGUAAAGACCACAUCCAAUGGGCACAGAUUCAUGGCGCAGCACUAGAGCUUGGUUUGUUGAGUUUCCGCAACGACUACUCCGGCACGGCCGAGUCGCUGUCAGAACUGAUGGCGCGCGAUGCGGUAUGGGAGGCAGACGAGGUGGAGUGGGUUGCAGGCAUUUUUGUUCUGCAGUCUAUCAUCAGGACUGGGUCGUUGGCUCGGAAACAUGAGUAUGAGCAACUAUUGUCGACCUAUGAGGGGAGGUGGAAGGAGAUUAAGGACGAGGCGCGACAAGCGCUUGUGACGGAAGUAUUGUUGAGCGCGCAGCAGGAUCUGGCGCACAUGGACGAGGGGCGCGUCCAGUGA